AAUCCUUUGGACAACGGAAUAUGGACUUUAAAUGACACUAAUGUGAUCAAAAAACAGCAUAAUUUAUUAUUCCAGUCAGAUCGAUUAAAAGCCCGCAUUCUGUAUCGUCAUGUAAAGAAAUUUAUUUUUAGAAUUCCUGGUUUUCACUUGGAGACGACUUUGGUGUUUCUAGAACCGUCUCACCGAGACGAAUCUAAUG
Molecule: messenger RNA, 199 nt
Organism: Racocetra persica
Lineage: Eukaryota; Fungi; Glomeromycota; Glomeromycetes; Diversisporales; Gigasporaceae
Source: the annotation of a GenBank genome assembly